Molecule: messenger RNA, 648 nt
Organism: Pecten maximus
Lineage: Eukaryota; Metazoa; Mollusca; Bivalvia; Pectinida; Pectinidae
Exons: 1
Coding region: 1-648 (215 amino acids)
Source: RefSeq, a predicted model, not a curated record
AUGGAAAACAAUGUGGCAUUCCAAUGGCUGACUUCUUGUAUGGAAAACAAUGUGGCCAUCCAAUGGCUGACUUCAAGUGGGGAAAACAAUGUGGCCUUCCAAUGGCUGACUUCAAGUGGGGAAAACAAUGUGGCCUUCCAAUGGCUGACUUCUUGUAUGGAAAACAAUGUGGCCUUCCAAUGGCUGACUUCUUGUAUGGAAAACAAUGUGGCCAUCCAAUGGCUGACUUCUUGUAUGGAAAACAAUGUGGCCUUGCAAUGGCUGACUUCUUGUAUGGAAAACAAUGUGGCAUUCCAAUGGCUGACUUCUUGUAUGGAAAACAAUGUGGCCUUCCAAUGGCUUACUUCUUGUAUGGAAAACGAUGUGGCCUUGCAAUGGCUGACUUCUUGUAUGGAAAACAAUGUGGCCUUGCAAUGGCUUACUUCUUGUAUGGAAAACAAUGUGGCCUUCCAAUGGCUUACUUCUUGUAUGGAAAACAAUGUGGCCUUCCAAUGGCUGACUUCUUGUAUGGAAAACAGUGUGGCCUUCCAAUGGCUGACUUCUUGUAUGGAAAACAAUGUGGCCUUCCAAUGGUUGACUUCCAGUGGGACCAACAAUGUGGCCUUCCAAUGGCUGACUUCCAGUGGGGAUAACAAUGUGGCCCUCUAA